UUCAUCAAAUAUGACAUUUAUUUCUUUUGAAGUGUAAAUGAUGAAACGUCAUGACGAAAUGGAAGCUAAGUUGUUCUCUCUAGGCUACUUUAUGCUCGUAAAAGCAUGUCAGGUAGCUCUGAAAAAAGCAACGAAUUGGAGAGCUGGAAUUCAAGCAAGACCGAAGCGGGCAGGAAGAAUUUAGUGGCGGACAACUCAGGUCAAAAUUUCACAGUCCCUAAGAAGAACGAACCAAAGAAACUGUCAAGUAGUGUUAGGAUUGAAAGUGAAAACUUGUCUAAUUAUCGAGAUAGAAAAGCGAAAGGCGAAGGCGGCAGCACCCAUGAUUAUGCAAAGAACUUAGAAACUAUAAGAAAUAAAUUAAAAUUGCUUGACAUUAGUCAACGAAGUUCAUCAAUAUCUACGAAUAAUGACGUGCAAGCUCAACGUUCAUCAUCCAGUUUUACUAGCGUCAGUCCGAGAACAGCGGGAUUGCACAUUUCUGCACCAACGUCUACAAAAACAUAUUUUCCAAAUGUCAUCUCAAACAAAGAAAAGAAAAUUGAUGCCGAAACAACUUUCAGCAACUCAUUAUCUUCUUCCAAUAGCUCGCCCAAAAAUGACAAGCUGGUGAAACAUAAACAGGUGUCCGACGGUUCAACUUCAAGAAGUGCCAAAAUUAUUAACAUUUACAGCCCGAGGAAGAAAAUGUACUUUACGUCAUCAUCAAUUUCUAACAGCAGUUCGAACGGUAGUUGUUUUGCACAUUUCGAUAAAGGUUGUCGUCGUACAGUGGUAAAUGAAAAGGCAAAACAUUUACCACAACAUCCAAAGAAGAAAGCAACCUCAAGCGGAUCAACAUCUGGCUCAUCGAGGAAGAGUCAGUUCAAUGAAAUAUCCAAAGCUAAAAGGCGAACAAGGAAACAUUUAAAAAAAAGAGAUAUGUCAAUUGUAGAAGUGCUAAAUAAAGUGUGCAAGCCAAAAUAUGAACAACCCAGUAAUCAAUCUAAGAAAGAUACUUGUGAUAAUGUAUCUUUUUCGACAAGUACAACAGACGAAGAUGAAGAAAUCGAAAAAGAACUAUCAGACGUACCAUUGGCCGUCGAACAUCAAAAUGUGACCUCGCCUUUAAAAACUAAACGUGAGUCGCCAGAACCUUUUAGUUCGAGAAUACAGAAUUUCGGACUUCCGGACUCUGGAGAAUCUUCGAUUAAAAAGUAUAGCUGUAGCAUUGAUCACAAACAGCCUGAAGUUAGACCGAUUACCAGGCGAAACAAGCAAACUAGUCCAUCCAAAGGAACAUCUAAAAGCCUGCCAAUGAAGUCCACUAAAAGUGAAAUCCGAUCUCAGUUACAGAAAAUGUCACAAUCUGCUGUGUCUAAGAACCAAAACCCGAAGAUUAAAAGUUGUACUACUGUAAAAUUAGCAACACCCACAAAUCUUAAAAAACAUACGAAGGUAAAGGAAAAAAGCGAUUGCGUCACAAAAUUAACAACAAUAAAAUCGAGUAGUUCCUUUAACAACACCUUACCCGAACUUUGUAAAGUGAGGAUAGACAGCGAUGUCGCUGUAAAAUCAGCAUCUUUUCGAAAAAUUAAGAAAUCUGUCGAUCGUAUUCAAUCUAAGUGUAUAAAGCCAAAAAUUUUGGAAAAAACUGAAAACUUGACGUUAACUGCAAUGAUUUGCAGUCCCAAAGAAGAGGUAUCUUCGGCUUCAACUAAGUCAGGUACAUCUCCAUCUCAGUUAACUCUAACUUCCCCCACAGUUACUGAACGAAAGUCGAAGAAAACCGUUCCUUCUUACAAAUUCCCGUUUCCAAGUGCAACAAUUCCAAGGGCAUUCACACUAGAAGGUUUGUUGUGUGAUACGGUGAAUAGCCCAUCAAAACAAUCAAAGGUAAAGAAAAAGUCAGCAACACCACCCUGCAAUCCAGUAUCAAACGUUGAUGAUUUAAGGGUUUACAGCACCCAUUUGGACUUGCCCAAUGCGUUUCAUUCAGACAAAAUAAAAAGUUCGAGCUAUUUGAUUCCCUAUUUAAAAAAGAAAAAUAGAAUCCAUAAUACCAGAAGAGCUACGACUGGUGACAGUUCCAUUAAUCGUAGAGGUUUCAGCCAUACAAAAAGUAUACAGUUCACUGUUAGUCCUAAAAAAUGGUUACUUACACGGCAAAGCAAAAGUUUACCAGGAAAGNGAGAAGAUUCAAAUGAAUUGGAGGACCCCAUCGAUCGUGGUAUUCGUGAGGAACUUGUCCAAACUGACCAAUGGAAAAAUGGGGUCUUCUAA
Agrilus planipennis (emerald ash borer) is the source of this 2262-nucleotide messenger RNA. RefSeq lists its product as uncharacterized. The record is from RefSeq and is a predicted model, not a curated record. Bases 106 to 2262 code for a protein of 718 amino acids. NCBI's taxonomy places the organism in Eukaryota, Metazoa, Arthropoda, Insecta, Coleoptera, Buprestidae. The transcript has 3 exons.